Messenger RNA from Monoraphidium neglectum, 240 nucleotides. RefSeq lists its product as hypothetical. The transcript has a single exon. The annotation marks the transcript as partial. The record is from RefSeq and is a predicted model, not a curated record. NCBI's taxonomy places the organism in Eukaryota, Viridiplantae, Chlorophyta, Chlorophyceae, Sphaeropleales, Selenastraceae.
GCGUUUGAGAAGGUCCUGAUGCAGCAGUACACCGGCGCCCUCAGGGCCCCGCCCCGCGCGCUGGCUCAGGCAGUGCUGAAGGCCCGGGAGGACCUCCUCUAUGACUUGAGCCUCCAGGAGGCCGCGGCCGCAGACGCAGCCGCACGCGUGGCGGCGGCGGCGGUGAAGCCCAAGGCUUCGGCGGGCGGCUGGAGGCUGCAGGGCUGGAGGCGGCAUCGGCGGCGGCGGCGGCGUGGUUGA